AUGGAAAAUCCUCCUGGAGACACCGGCCGCGACGGGUUCCAAUGGACCAAGGAAACCGGCCUUCAAGCCGGGGUUCCCUCGCUUGGUGUUAUCCUGCCACCGUCCAACCUGCCAUCCGAUGACACGGCCAACUCGGACACAUUUGACGUGAUUGUCGUUGGCGGCGGGUACACGGGCCUUACAGCAAUCCGCGACCUCACCCUAGCCGGACACAAAGUGCUCCUCGUCGAAGCGCGGGAUCGGAUUGGCGGCCGCUCUUGGUCCUCCAACAUUGACGGCUACCCGUACGAGAUGGGCGGCACUUGGGUCCACUGGAACCAGCCCUUUGUCUGGCGCGAGUUGUUCCGCUACGGCCUGUCGACGAAGCUCGAGAUCUCAAUGGUGACCGAGGGAGGCUUGAACAAGUGCUUCGUGGAUAUGGGCACGAGGAGAGUUGAGAUGGGCCAUGACAAGGAGGAUCUCCUCUCCGAGUCAGCGCUCACGAAAUAUGUCGAUGUCGACGGACACUUGGCUCGGACCGUGAUCCCUUUUCCCCAUGAUCCGCUCUACAACAAGGAAGCAGUUGCCCGCUACGACGCAAUGACCAUGGCGGACCGCCUGGACGAGAUCGCGGACGAGCUGACUCCGGUGGAACGCAACAUGCUAGAACAGUUUCUGUCCAUAACGUGCGGCAGCAGCCGGUUCGAGGACGCGUCUUUCUUCGAGGUGCUUCGUUGGUGGGCCUUGAUGAACUACAACUAUACCGACUUCAUCGCGCUCGGCCUGACGUACAAGCUGCGGGCCGGACAGUCGGCGCUGGCGCGCAGCUUUUUCGACGAGGCUCUUGCGACAGAGAAGCUCAGGUACGCCUUUGACUCGCCCGUCAGCAAGAUUGUCGACCAGGGCGGGGUCGUCGAGGUGACAACGACGGCCCGUGACGGUUCCGGCACCGCAGCCACUUUCCGUGCCCAUCGCGUCAUCUGCACCGUGCCGCUCAACGUGCUCUACAAGAUCGACUUUUCGCCGCCGCUGGCACCGCUCAAGACGGAAGCCUCCAAACUCGGGCACGUCAACCAAGUCACCAAGAUCCACGCGGAGCUAGCCAACCCGGAGCUGCGAUCAGUUGGGGCCUUUUCUUUGGGCAAGCUGACAUACGGGUUCGGCGACGGGACCACGCCGGCGGGCAACACGCACAUGGUGGCGUUUGGGAGCUCGCAAGCCGGGCGUCAUCUGCAGCCCGAGGAGGACAUGGAGGAGACGUUGCGGGCGUGGCGGCGUCUUAUCGGCAGAGAUGACGUGGACAUCCGCCGGGUCGUGUUCCACAACUGGCACAAGGACGAGUUUGCUCAGGGCGCCUGGGAGUGGCUGCGGCCAAACAUGUCGCUCAAGUAUCUCGACGAGCUGAGGAAACGGCACGGCAAUGUCCUGUUUGGCAGUGCCGACUGGGCGCUUGGCUGGAGAGCUUUCAUCGACGGCGCCAUUGAGGACGGCGGCAGGGUGGCUAAGGAGGCAUCCGACGAGAUUCGCGCCUUGCGCCGAAGCAAUGUGGUGGUUCCUGGAAUUAACGGGUUGAGUUUUUGA
Molecule: messenger RNA, 1560 nt
Organism: Canariomyces notabilis
Lineage: Eukaryota; Fungi; Ascomycota; Sordariomycetes; Sordariales; Chaetomiaceae
Product: monoamine oxidase
Exons: 2
Coding region: 1-1560 (519 amino acids)
Molecular function (GO): oxidoreductase activity
Source: RefSeq, a predicted model, not a curated record